Molecule: messenger RNA, 666 nt
Organism: Meriones unguiculatus (Mongolian gerbil)
Lineage: Eukaryota; Metazoa; Chordata; Mammalia; Rodentia; Muridae
Gene: Il5
Product: interleukin 5
Exons: 4
Coding region: 44-442 (132 amino acids)
Biological process (GO): immune response
Cellular component (GO): extracellular region
Molecular function (GO): interleukin-5 receptor binding; growth factor activity
Source: RefSeq, a predicted model, not a curated record
GUGUUCUUCCUCCUCGAAAGGCAAGUGGUGAAGGCUCAGAACCAUGAGGUUGCCUCUGCAGCUGAGCAUUCUAACUCUCGCCUGGGUCUGGGCCGUGGCUCUGGAGAUUCCCAUGAGCGCCGUGGUGAAGGAGACCUUGAUACAGCUGUCCACUCACCGGGCUCUACUGACAAGCAACGAGACAGUGAGGCUUCCUGUUCCUACUCAUAAAAAUCACCAGCUGUGCAUUGGAGAAAUCUUUCAGGGGCUAGACAUACUGAAGAACCAAACUGCCCGUGGGGGUGCCGUGGAAACGCUAUUCCAAAACUUAUCAUUAAUAAAGAAAUACAUUGACCGCCAAAAAGAGAAGUGUGGCGAGGAGAGACGGAGAGCACGGCAGUUCCUGGAUUACCUGCAAGAGUUCCUCGGGGUGAUGAGUACCGAGUGGACAAUGGAAGGCUGAGGCCGAGCUGGCCCAGUGGAGACAGGACCUCAGAUUUUUAGCUGAACUUUAAACUGAUGCAUAAAACCCACAAAAUUGUACCGAUGAAGGGAUUGCCCUGUGCUGUUUCCAGUCAUAUUUACAUCACGUAGUCAAGCUAAACUCUUCUACUUCCUCAAACAUUGAUCAUUUACAUAUGACAAAAUAUUUAAAAUUCUUUUGUGUGCGUGUAACAGAAAUCCCUG